AGCAAUUGAGGAAUUUCUCACCAUAAAGAGAAGAAGGAAAGCACAGGAGUGAGUUAUGUCAGACUCAGGUGCAGUUACCUUGCCAGCUGUAGAUGACAUUCCCAAGCAUGAGAAUUGUAGCGAACUGGGUAUUGUUGUGGCUGAAGCUGAGCAUCUACAGUCACUGGAACCCGAAAGUUCUUUUUUGGAGCUAGACAGAACGCAUAAAAGGCAAAUAUAUAUAGCAGCAAGUUCAGGAAAUUGGAGUGAGGCUUUAUCCUAUUUCAAAAUUCAUCCUCAUUGGUGGCGAAUUCCAUUGACUUCUCGUGGAGUUACAGCUCUACACGUUGCAGUUAGCAUGAGAAAAACUAGUUUUGUGGAAAAGUUGGUGGAUCGUGUGGAUCGUAUGAACAUGCAAGAUUUGGAAAUUCGCAUGGCAGAUGGGAACACAGCCUUUUGUUUGGCUGCGAUAACAGGAAAUGUGAAAUGUGCUAAAAUUCUGUUGGGCAAGAAUCCGGGGUUGCUUUGGAUUAGAGACCACAAAGAUAUGCUACCAAUUCAAUUAUCAUCUUCUGCAGGGCACAUUCCAAUGACGGAACUUUUAUUUGAAGCUCAAGAUGACCUACACAACAAUAUACCCUUCCAUGACAUCGUUAACCUAUUUUUCUUGACCAUCACCAACAACAUUCACAAAAACGAAGAGGGAUUGACACCUUUGCAAAUGCUGCUUGCUCGAUGUUCACUUGUACGUCGAGAUAUUGUAAGUUCGUUGUUUAAGGGUAUGGAAGAAGAGAAAGAGCCUCUCAACUCUGAACAAUUGUCAAAAGUAGUGUUCGAUGCAGCAAAAUCAGGAAACAUUAUGAUUUUAGAAUGUCUUUUGAAAUAUCAUCCAGAUUUGCUAUUUGAAGUGGAUUCCAGAGAGCAAAGAAGCUUGCUUCAUAUUGCUAUUUUGUAUCGACAAGAAUCUGUAUACCAACUAAUAUUAAGCAAGGGGGAUUCCAAGAAUGUGAUGAUACAAUUGGUUGAUUCUAAGGGUAACAAUGUUCUUCACUUAGCUGCUGGAGAGUUGGCACCUGAAGAAAGAUUUGGAUUACCAAACCAUGUACUAAUGGCUAGAGAGGAGAAUUGGUUUCAGGAAGUGGAGAAAAUAGUUCCACCUGCAAUGAAAACAAUGAAAAACGAAAGGGGUUUCACUCCUAAAGAAGUGUUUUAUCAGUUACACAAUGAGUUGCACAAAGAAUCUGUAUCUGCAGUGAAAGAUGCGGCAAAUACUUUAAUAGUGGUAGCAACUCUUGUUAUCACCUUAGGUAUCACCGGAGCUUUGAGCAUUCCUAUUAAGGAUGUUGAUAGUACACUCACUCCUAUAUUUCGGAAGAAGACAUGGUAUACAUUGUAUUUUCUAGCAAUCGAAGUUGGAAACUACUUAUGUGCUGCAUCUAUGAUGUUCUAUGGUUCAGUUAUAAUUCCUUCAAGUUGGGAACCAAAAUAUGAGGGUGUUCUCUUGCGGCAAAGAAAGUUGAUGUUUGGGAAUAUGGCACUUUCUGCCUCUCUUGGACUCAUGUUUACUGCUAUUGUUUCCGGUGCCAUAUUGAUCUAUGACUUCUUAUCCGAUUGGCUCUUUUAUUUCAUUGCUGGACUUGGUUGUAUCACAUUGAUAUCGCCAAAAUUAAUCCGCAAUAUCUAUGAAGCCUAUCACCCAUUGGUAAAGAAAAAAAAAGCUUAAAUUAUAUUAGUUGGAAUAAACUUUUAUACAAGAUUGUGCUUGAGAGUUCUGGCUGUUUUAAUUUUCAAGAUGGAAAGUUUGCAAGAAUUAAUAACAUUUCUUAUAUGUUGAGACAGUUUUACAUUG
Glycine soja is the source of this 1828-nucleotide messenger RNA. RefSeq lists its product as uncharacterized. The record is from RefSeq and is a predicted model, not a curated record. Lineage: Eukaryota; Viridiplantae; Streptophyta; Magnoliopsida; Fabales; Fabaceae. The transcript is spliced from 6 exons. Gene Ontology annotation, molecular function: protein binding. The coding region runs from base 56 to 1702 and encodes 548 amino acids.